This is a messenger RNA of Mobula hypostoma (lesser devil ray), 7638 nucleotides long. RefSeq names its product pleckstrin homology domain-containing family H member 1-like. The transcript has 25 exons. NCBI's taxonomy places the organism in Eukaryota, Metazoa, Chordata, Chondrichthyes, Myliobatiformes, Myliobatidae. The coding region runs from base 384 to 4037 and encodes 1217 amino acids. The record is from RefSeq and is a predicted model, not a curated record. Gene Ontology annotation, cellular component: cytoskeleton.
UGAUUGGACGAAACCAACUCCUCCCGCUGAGGACCAUCAGCGAGAGUGAAGAGCGGUGAGAUGUGAACGGAGAGAGGAUCUGUGUGUGCUGUCCUGUUGUUGGGGGCUGAUGUAAUUUCCGCCGCUGGUCUUUAGGACUUGACUAGUCACCUGAUUCCCGAGCACGUCGAGCCCGCGGGACGGAGCGGAGCGGAGGGGAGGGGAGCCCGGGGCUCCGAACUCCGGCAUCGCGUAAGGGUGAAGGUUACUCCGGACUGGGUACAAUGCGGUCCGGACCACACUGAGCGUCCCCUCUUGCCGCAACAGCCGCGAUCCGUGGAGGAGCCGAACAGCAGGGUCAGAGGGCCACAAAGCCUUCCUGUCGCCGGUGAAAGCCGGUUACCAUGGCAAUGGUGGCAGAGAGCGGUAAUGGUGGCUCCAGUUGGCAGAAGCGGUGUGUGGCGCUGGAGUCCCAGCUCUACAGGUUCCGGCUGCAGGCGGGCAAGAUCCGGGAACUACUGGCCGAGAAGAUGCAGGAGCUGGAACAAAGAGUGAUAGAGGCAGACCAGCGGGCUGAGACCGCAGAGAAACAGGUACAGGCUUUGAGGGAGAAGCUGAAAGCAGCCAGUAUCCACACCAGCGAAUCAGAGAAUGGUUUACUCAGGAGGUACCAUGAGGUGACCAACACACUACAGGAAAAGGACGACAUGAUUCAGAGGCUGGAACAACAGUUGGACAAGCAGAACAAACUGAGGGGCCAGGAGGCGAAGAUAAUUGAAGAGAAGGCAGCCAGAAUCAAGGAGUGGGUGACGCUGAAGCUGAGAGAAUUGGAAUUUGAGAACUACCAUCUGAAAGUGACUAGCCGCAAGCAAGCUGAAGAAAUCCAGGCCCUGCAGGAGAAAAUUCAAGAUCUACAAGGCAAAAGGCCGGUGACUGGCGUGACAGAGGUCUCUGGUUCUCCUCCUGCGCCCCCAGCUCCUCAGGCCCCCACUCCGCCAGGGAAGCCUGACCAAGCCGCGAGGCCGCCCCCUGAGGACAAGAAGGAGCUGUGUCAGGAGGGAAGCGAGCCGGCAGCGGAAGGGAGUCCAGCCGGGGAAGCCGGUCGAUGCGUCUGCAGUCUGACCCCAGCAGCAUCCGGCCCGGACGUCUGGGAUCACGGGGGCGAGUCGCAGCAGUCGGCGGGCAACCCGGAGAGCGGGGGAGUGAGGCUUGAGCACGCCAGGCCGCAGAGGGUGGCCAAGGAAGUUCUGAGAGCGGCCCCGGAUGCCCAAAGCGGGUCGGCCCCACCGCCCGCCGUGCAGAAGGAGGCCUCCUGCGAGGAGCACACCGUGUUCCGCCGGCAAAGACUGGACUCCUCGAGCGAGACCAACGGACCGGACCUCCAUCUCCCCGCCAGGCCGCCACCCCUGCUCUCCUUGCUGCCCUCGCCCAGACCCAAGGCUGCUGCACCUGCCCCGCUGAGCCUGGCUACCCGCGAAGGCAGCGCAGGAACCAGUAUGACUCUGCCCAAGGUCAGGACCCCGCUGGUACCCAGGGACAGCAUCCAGCUGGCGAAGAAACACUGCAGCCAACCGCAGGCCGGCGCCGAGAGGCCCAACCACAUCGUCUCCAUUGACAUCCCCCCCUUCAAGCCGGCGGCCGUCCCACCACCACCUGUGCAGCUGCAGGAGACGGACAUCGACGACGUUUCCGAGCAGAUGGAGACAGACGAGUGGGCCCCCGCUGCCAUCCACGACUCGUCCCGCUUUCCGCUGGAGGCCCCAGGCUCAGACUGCUCCAGGCGUGUCUCUACUACCAGCAGGCCCCCACCCCCACCACUGCAUCGCUUUCCCUCAUGGGAGGGUCGGAUCUACGCCUUGGCAAAGUCGGGCAUGAGGAUGUCGGAUGUGACCUUGGGAGCUAACCCCUCUAAGAGACUGUCGAACCUUCCUGCAGGUAUCACAUCUGGCUCAUUCACUCAGCUCAUCUACAAGAAUGUGACGGUUCCUGUCUACACCACCUUGAAAGGGAAAGCAACACAGAUUAGCAACAUUCCCUUCCCGGACGAGUCCUCGGGAUCUGAUGACGACAGCAGUUCCCAGGCCAGCUUCCGAACGUCCACCGCAGGGUCAGAGUCGAGGAAAACCAACGGACCCGGGAGCCCCCGAGCCGUGAAAAGAGGCGUCUCCAUGUCCUCUGUCAGCUCGGAAAGUGAUUACGCCAUCCCUCCUGACGCCUGUUCUGUAGACAGCGAUUAUUCCGAGCCUGAACACAAACUCCUCAGGACCUGUUCCAUCUACUCCGCAGAGAGCAACUGCAACGAGCCUUUGGAAAAAUCUGGGUACCUGCUGAAGAUGGGAGGCCGCGUAAGGACGUGGAAAAGGCGAUGGUUCACGCUGAGGAACAGCGAGAUCCUUUAUUACAAGUCGCCCAGUGACGUCAUCCGCAAGCCCCAAGGCCAGAUUGAGCUUGGCUCCUCCUGUCGUAUUGUGCGUGGGGAGGGAGCGCAGACCUUCCAGCUGGUGACGGAGAGCAGGACGUACUACCUGACUGCAGACUCCCCCAACAUCCUCGAGGAGUGGAUCCGCGUGCUGCAGAACAUCCUGAAGGUUCAGCUGGCAAGCCCGCCGGGUUCUCGAGCCGAAUGGAAGCCGACAGUCCGAGGCUGGCUGACCAAGGUAAGGCAUGGCUACUCCAAGCUGGUCUGGUGCUCGCUCAUUGGGAAGGUGUUCUACUAUUUCCGGAAUCAAGAUGACAAGUUCCCCCUGGGUCAACUGAAGGUCAGAGAAGCUAAAGUUGAAGAGGUGGACCGCUCCUGCGACUCCGACGAGGACUACGAGGCCGGGGGCCGAGGGUUCCUCUCCUCCCACUUCACCCUGGUCAUCCAUCCGAAGGAUCAAAGCCCAACUUACCUGCUGAUUGGUACAAAGCAGGAGAAGGACACUUGGCUCUACCAUUUGACUGUGGCAGCUGGGAGCAGCCAUUCCAAAGUAGGUACAGAGUACGAGCAGCUGAUCGGAAGACUGCUGGAUGUCGAUGGACAGUCGGGUGAGUGCCACGCAGGGAGAUUGUGGAUUAACGCUGGCCCAGGGGCUGGACCUGGCUGGUAUGGUGCCAGAGGAUUACCAAUUAAUGCUCCAGAAAAACACCAAUAUCCCAUUUGUGAUGUCAUUUCAAAGUGGGAACAGGCCCUGAAGGAACUUCACCCUGGGAAAUACGAGAGCAACAGGAUAGUGAGACUGAUGUACAAGAGCCGAUUGUAUUUCAGAGCUCAGGCAAAGGGCGAGACGGAACGAGAGAGGUUGCUGCUGGCCUACCAGCUUAAUGAAGAGGUGGUGAACAGCCGAUUCCCUAUCAGUAAGGACCUGGCGUUGGAGGUGGCUGCGUUAAUGGCACAGGUGGAGUACGGAGAUCUUGCUCGCCCUGCCCCUUCCAGUCCCGGAGGCAGCUCCCAGUCCAAGAAUCAACAGUUUCUGCAGCAGGUUCUGGAGAAGUUCUACCCCAAGCACUACAGACAAGCCUGUACCCCAGAGCAGCUCAAGCGACUCUGCGACAGGCUGGCUACCAAGUGGAUAUUACUGGGGGGCUGCAGUGGAGCUGACUGCGUGCGCAUCUACCUGACCGUAGGCCGGAAGUGGCCGCUCUUUGGAGCAAAACUCUUCACUGCUCGGCCGAUUGCACCUUCACCACUUGAAGAGAAGCCUGUUUGGUUGGCUGUUAACGAAGAUGGAAUGAACAUACUGGAAAGCAGUACAAUGCAUCUGGUGUUCAGUUACCCCUACCUGUCCAUCAUGACUUUUGGAGGAUAUCGCGAUGACUUUAUGAUUGUACUCAGCAAACCCAAGGAUGAGAGCACAGCAAAGACCACUGUAGAAAAGCUAGUGUUUGCCAUGGCAAAGUCGAAGAUCCUGGAGUUGACGCUGAUCCUGGCCAGCUACAUCAACCACAGCAGCUGUCAUCCGCUGGCCAUCUCGUCCAGCUCGCCACCCACAACCCUCUCCAGCAAGAAACUGUGGGAGAUAGACAGCAAACACUUCCCGAGCAUGACACGGACUACGCAAGGUCCCACCCUGCUCUGAGACCCUUUUGCCGGUGCUGAAUGGCGUGGAGCUGUCAGAGGACAAACCAGUUGGACAAUUCAAAUGGUGCACAGUUGACACUUGUGUCUGAACUUUAUUGCAGUUGUGUGUAUUUAUGUGCUCGAUUAGUGCUUAGACUUUGUUUAUCUACUGACGAUUCACAUACCACCUCACGGCCCGUUGUUAGCGGUUGGGUUCAUACUGGUGUCAAGUUUUGGGCUCCUUGGGGACAUUAAUGCUGAGGCUGGUCCACAUGCAACAAACUGGAAUGUUUGUGGCUGUUUAGAUGGAGACUGUCCAUGGGGGGAGGUGCCCCCCUUUUGGGAAGGGUGCUUUCUAUCAGGAAGAACCUUUCUCAAGGGCUCAUUCUGACCCCUUACAUUUAUUCCAAACCCCAUCCAAAGAUCCCCCAAUUAAGAUGGGUUGGAAUGCCAAGGGCAAGGGUACAAUGCACAUUAUGUUGCUGCUAAAUUAUUUCUGAGUCAGAGACUAUGAAAGUUCCAGCGGGAACUGGAUACCUGUGUAUGAUAAAAGGCCCUGCUGCGCCAGGAAACCCAGUAGCAUGAACAAAGCACCAGCAUGGUCCUUGAAAGUGGUCCCAAGACCUGCGAAGCUGCUCAGCGUCCCCUCCCCUUCAGCCUUUUCUAUUGGGAUUGAUGGCAAUGCCAUAGGUUGCUUCCUAAUCAUGGAGAGAGUGACUGUUCAGCAGCUCAUGGUAUUUCAGGCCGUUGCUGAAGAGGCUGCCUUGUAAGGUCUCUGGAAUAACCAACAGAUCCCUCAUCAAAGCCCCUCGCCCCCACAGCAGUGCCUGAUACAAUGAGCACAUACCUCUUGAACGUGUGCCACUGAGGUACAAAGGACACUGGAGUGACCCUCUAAGUGAGGAGGGUGCCAACAGCACAGCACGAGCAUCAUUGCACAGCCCAGCCGCGGGUAAUCAACAACCCAGUCCUUCAGUCAAUGUCUCCAUUCGAUUUAAUAACUGGAAGGGGUUUCUGGGAGGGACUGUGAAAUGCUUUAAGUGACCCAAUUUUGUCCUCGUUGUCACUGGGGGGGCGGGGGACAAAGUCACCACUGAACACAGCAGCUGCUAAUGCCCAGCAGUGAGUUAUCUGAACACAGUGUAAAGCAGGUGGAUAUGUUUGUGGCUGAGUGAAGUUGUGUGAGAUUACUGUGGAGGGAUUGUUUAUCAAAACAAAUCAUGACUAUAGUUGAAGCUUCACCUUUCCAGUGCACUUGAUUCAACUGCCAACUGGAAGAGGCUGGUACUGGACUGAUCUUUUGUUUCUUCCAAGUGUUCAUCCUUCCUGCCCACCCAAAGCACCCACUGGUUCACAGACAGUCAUUGUCCCUUGAUGCAAGUGCAAGGGAGAUGUUUAUAGAGACAUUCUGGUUCUUCACGUUUGCACAGCUGCACCACACACCUAACCCUUGCCUUCAGAAAGUGGGAGCGAGGUAUGCCCCCUUGUGGAGGAUGUUUGUUUAUAAUAUGAGUGACUACCUCAAGGACAGUGAGAGCCAAGUGUCCUUAAUAAAACACCAUUACUGAACCAUUUCUUCUCUGUACAAGUGAACAGCGUUCAUUACCAGACCCAGCUCUCACAUCUUACUACUCUGAUGCAGUUUUAAAUUCUGACUUCUGAGUUGCUAUCUUAGUAACCAUGACUCAUUCUUUAACACUGUUAACAUCUUGCAUUUUGAGUCACUCUCCUGUGUAGUACAAAAGCAGUGCUGCAUUCUCAGAGGUGAGAAGUUAAUCUUCACUCUUAGAUGAAUGUGGAACUAGUCAAUAUCCUGACCCAGCAUCUCUAAGUGACAUUUAUCACAGUGUCGUUUGUGCAAUUUCAUUGUACACAAGUUGACUGCUGAGUUUCUUCUUAAACCUAGUCACUGCACUUCUCACUUCAAAAGUGUUUUGGCUGUAAAGUGCGCUGAGGCAUCCUGAUGUCAAAGGUCCUGUUUGGACGAAUAUUCUUAAGUUUCAUCAGUGAUUUAGUUGUAUUUCUGCAUUGACGCUACAGAGUUGCAUAUCAUUAGAAAAUAGUGGUCUGAGGGCUGUGUAAAAUGCCAAGAAAGAAAAUUUUCCAAGUUCACUGCCUUUCACACCAUCAGGCAGUCCCAAAACAAGGCCUUUGUAAAGUAGGGAAAAAUACUAACCUGUCAUUGACUCCCAGUAAAGAACAUGGGUACAUGCAGUCAGCCAGAUGCUUCCAACAACCAGUAAAGACGGGCACCUUAGAAAAUCGUCUUACACCCACCCCCUCCAACCAGCCUAAAGGCUGAUUUAUACUUGUGCGUACCAGCUUGCGCCAUCGCCUACACAAGUGGGCUACACGAAGAAACUCAAACUUCAAAUAAUGGCAACUGAAACUGAAGGAGGGUGUAUUUUCUGUGCUUGUCUGGCCACUGAGAGACAUAGACGAGGAAAUGCAUUUCAAAUAUUUUCGGAUAUCGGCAGGUAGAUUUGACAAUUUGGUUCAUCGUCUCCAACCAUUUAUUUCACAUCAGUGUACGCACAGUAUACUCAGAGACUGGCAAUCACCAUUCAAGUUUUAGCUUCAGGUAGAAGUCAACAGGCUGUAGCUGCUAGCUACAAACUAGUGUCAAGCACAGGGUCCUCCAUAAUUUCGGAGGUCUGUAAAGCUUUAUGGAAAGCAUUGCAGCCAGAUUUCCUUCCCUGCCCUUCAGUAACCCAAUGGGAAGCUAUUGCAGCGUAGGAGGAAAUGCGAUGCUACCAAGCAGACCAAUCGCAGUUGUUGCGGUCUGCGACGCCACAACGCGUAGUUACAUUUUGGGAGAGAUGCACGUCAGGCUACGGUGUAGGGUUGGUGUAGAGUACAGUGUAGGGUACAGUGCUACACCGUACUUACGGCGUACCUUUGACACACAAGUAUAAAUCAGCCUUUACAGUCACCUUGGGUCCAUUCUCAGGACACAAUACUCUUUCUACCAUCAGCAUUUGCCAAUACACCAAUGUAUCUUCUUGCUUCCCAUAACUUCCCUAUGUAUCUGAGUCAAGUUCUUGCCGCUGAAGUAACAAUUUGGCCAGCAUUGUAAUAAUUCAGAACAUAGAAGGGUACCGCAUAGGAACAGACCAAUCGACCCACAAUGUUGUGCUGAAUCAGGUAAAAAGCAAAUCAAAAAUACACAAAUACUAAUCCCUCCUACCUACCCCAUAUCCAUACCCCUCCAUCUUCCCCACAUCCAUGUGCCUAUCCAAACAUUUCUUAAAAGCCUCUGAUGUAUUUGCCUCUACUGCCAUCCUGGUAUCUACCACUCUGAGUAUAAAACUUAGCCCUCAUAUCUGUCUUAAACCCACCCCCUCUCACCUUCAAUGCAUGCCCUCUGGUAUUAGACACUUCAAUCCUGGGAAACGGAUACUCCCUGUCCACUCUAUUUAUGUCUCUCAUAAUCUUACAAACCUCUAUCAGAUCUCCCCUCAGCCUCCAGUGCUCCAGAGAAAACAGCCUAAGUUUAUCCAGCCUCCAGUGAUAACACAUGCCCUCUAAACCAGACAGUAUCUUGGUAAACAACAGGAAUUCUGCAGAUGCUGGAAAUUCAAGCAACAUACAUCAAAGUUGCUGGUGAACGCAGCAGGCCA